AUGGCUUUCACAACCACCGUUCUUGUCACAGGCUCUAAAUCUGGCAUCGGGAAAGGAUUGCUAUCCGCAUAUGUUUCUCGCCCGAACACGCUCGCCAUUGCAGCUAUCCGAGAUGGACCAGAUUCUGGAGCAGCCAGAGUUUUGACCUCCUUACCAGUGGGACCAGGGAGCAAGAUUGUGGUCGCAGAGUACGACGCUUCUUCGAGGACAGCGGCCGUCGAGCUUGUCAGUUUUCUCCAAUCCACCCACGAUGUCAGCUCUCUGGACAUCGUCAUCGCCAACGCAGGCAUCUUGAAACACUUUGGACCAGCCAAAGAGGCAUCGCCAGAGACCAUCAGCGAACACUUUGAGAUCAACUCUUUGGCGCCAAUCCUGCUCUACCAGGCCACUCAAAGACUCCUGGACGCCUCGAAACAGACACCCAAGUUCUUCUUUAUGUCUUCCAACAUCGGGAGCAACGGCCUCCAAGACCACUAUCCACUGCCUAUGCUUGCUUAUGGUCUAUCAAAGACAGCCCUCAACUGGGCCGCGAGUCGUAUCCACCGAGAGGAGGAUCGGAUCGUCAUCGUCGCUAUGCAACCCGGCUGGGUCCAGACAGCAAUGGGGAACAGGGCGGCCGCACACGCCGGGAUGAGUCCAGAAGACGUCCCGGUCACAUUGGAGGCGUCUGUGAAUGGCUUGAUCACAGUCUUUGACAAAGCAGAUAAGGCCACUUAUAGCGGGAAGUUCUGGGAUCAGAAUGACGUCCAGCAGCCUUGGUGA
This is a messenger RNA of Cladophialophora carrionii CBS 160.54, 762 nucleotides long. RefSeq lists its product as uncharacterized. NCBI's taxonomy places the organism in Eukaryota, Fungi, Ascomycota, Eurotiomycetes, Chaetothyriales, Herpotrichiellaceae. The coding region runs from base 1 to 762 and encodes 253 amino acids. The record is from RefSeq and is a predicted model, not a curated record. The transcript has 2 exons.